Juglans regia (Persian walnut) is the source of this 573-nucleotide messenger RNA. RefSeq lists its product as uncharacterized. NCBI's taxonomy places the organism in Eukaryota, Viridiplantae, Streptophyta, Magnoliopsida, Fagales, Juglandaceae. The transcript has a single exon. The coding region runs from base 1 to 573 and encodes 190 amino acids. The record is from RefSeq and is a predicted model, not a curated record.
AUGGCGUCGCACCGAACAGUUCUUACUCAGUGUCUUCUUUCUUCCCUAACAAAAACUAUUUUGGCUCGGGCUAUAGCCUCUCGCACAUGCAGGGAACUUUGGAUAAAUCUUGAAACAAUGUUUACCUCUCAGUCCCAAGCUAAAGUUUUCCAAAUCAGACAUCAGCUUACCAACCUUAAAAAGGGCUCUCUCUCAAUCACAGACCAUUAUCGCAAGGUUCGCCUCCUGUCUGACACUAUCACUGCUGCGGGCGAACCAUUGAGACACUCUGAAGUUGUUUCCUAUCUUCUAAAUGGACUCAACUCUGAGUUUGACACCUUUUUUAUUUCGGUGACUACCCGUGCCACUCCAAUCUCAUCUGCAGAACUUUUCAAUUUACUUCUCACCUUAGAAAGCCGCAUCUCCCUUACAUCAACACAACAAGGUUUGCUUCCCACUCCUUCAGUUAAUCUCACAACCAACUCCUCUUCUCAAGCUGCACAAGGCAAUCAACGUGGUGGUCGGUAUGGCUAUCGCGGUGGUCGCACACGUGGUGGCCGCUCCUUUUCUUCUUUUCAGCAGCCUUCCCCGUAG